Messenger RNA from Lactuca sativa (garden lettuce), 2131 nucleotides. The record is from RefSeq and is a predicted model, not a curated record. NCBI's taxonomy places the organism in Eukaryota, Viridiplantae, Streptophyta, Magnoliopsida, Asterales, Asteraceae.
UACAAAAUUGAAACAUAGUUUAGCUUUUCCUUCCCCUAAAAUGGUGCCACUAUGAAUCGUAGCAUGAUCGCAUGUGACCGACGUAAACGAUGGAGAGUGGCUGGAGGUCAUUUCCACCUGCUUUUGGUACAAUCUCAGCCGUCUCUCACCCUAUGACGUCUCGCUGACUCAUUCUCUGCUGCAGUCUCUCUCCCUCUCGACGUCUCAACUAAAUCCACGGGAAUCACCCUCUCCAAUCUCCAUUCGAUCCUUGUGUAGCAACAGAGGGGCGGAUUUCUCUGCGCUUGAGCGUCUUAAGGGUUUGAUUGGCUAUAAUGUGACUAAUUUGCUUUCUAUUGCAGCUAUUCUUGAUCACAUCAUCAAGGCACAAUAAUGGCAUUGCGAGAAAAGGGUAAGUGAUUAAAACCUUUCAUCUGUAUGCUCAUCUACUAGAGAAUUUACAAGAAGGUUAAACGACAUGGUAAUGUCCUGAAAAAGAAAGCAGAGAAGUUUGAAUUGAAAGAAUUAGAGAGGAUUAUACCAAAUCGAGGCAAAUUACUUGUCCUUGAAAAACUACUUAAUGAAGCCUAUUUAAUUCGUAGGCCAAAACCAAGUGAAUAUGAACAUCGAAAGCAACUAAUUCGAGUUUUUAAUGAAAUAGCAAGGGAAUUAUAUGGUAAUUCUUCUUGUUGUCCUGUUGUUGAAGAAUUCGGUUCUUUUUCAAUGGAUCUUUUUACUACUGGAAGUGACUUAGAUCUCUCAGUCAACUUCAAAAACAAUAGUCAAUCAGUAUUCCCUCGAGAUCAGAAAAUUAAAGCACUUAGGAAGUUUGCAAGAAAAUUUUAUGCACUUCAAACUGGAGGUCAUGUACGAGGUGUUCAGCCUGUUCUGUCUGCUAAGGUGCCUAUUCUGAAAGUUAUUGAUGCUGGAAGUGGUGUUGAAUGUGACCUUUCAGUUGAAAAUAGAGAUGGAAUUUCAAAGUCAGCUAUAAUUCGCUUAAUUACUUCAAUAGAUGAAAGGUUCAAAAAGCUAAGUUUCUUGAUGAAAGCAUGGGCAAAAGCACAUGAUAUUAACAGUUCAAAAGAUCGAACUCUUAACUCUUUAUCCAUAAUAUUAUUGGUUGCUUUUCAUCUACAGAAUCGAGACCCCCCUAUAUUACCUCCAUUUUCCGAGAUAUUAAAAGAUGGAGAAGAUGUUGCAUCGGUGCAGAAAUCAGUUAGAAAAUUUCGGAAUUACGGUAGUAAAAAUACAGAAACAUUAGGUGAACUGUUGGUGUCGUUUUUACUCAAGUUGGCAUCUGUUGAAAAGCUUUGGCCGAAAGGUCUUUGUGCGAGUACUUAUCUAGGACAAUGGACUUCUAAAACUUGGGCCACUAAAAUAGCAAGCAUGAGUGUGGAGGAUUUCACGGAUCGAACCCAAAAUGUGGCGAGAGCAGUGGGGAAAUCAGAGGUGGAAAAAAUCUACAGUCGCAUCCAUUUUUCCAUUCAAAGACUUUCUUUAUUCAUGAAUGGUGAAAUCCAAGAAUCAGUUUUAAAUGAAUCUUUAUUUGGCAUCACUAAUACAUUGCACCACCAUCCCCCGCUCACCACCACCACCACCCCAAUGCAACCAAGAGCCGCCCAAAGUUGGCUACCAAGACCACAGCCAGUUGGCGGCCAGUGGGGUGGAAUGGGAACCCAACAUCAAGCCAUGGGUUCCGGUCAAGAAUGGGCUGACGACCACCCACCCAAAAGAAUGCGGGUGGCGGCAGACGGUGCACCGGGAACCCAAGGUUGGGGUACUUGGGGACCAGAAUUGGGAGGACACAAUCAACCGGCUAAAAGAAUGAGGGCGGCAGAGGGUGCUCCGACACCACCACCACCACCACCACCGGGAACACAAGGUUGGGGUAAUUGGGGACCACCCGGGUGGGGUGCUGAGGAUUAUAGGGGAAGAAGGGUUCAGCAACCACAUGGUCCAACGUAUCGUUUAGGCUAACCAGGGUGUGUGCAAUAGGGCUAACUGGGGUUGGGUUGGGUUGGGUUAGUUGUUUAUAAUAGAGUUUAUUAUGGUGUUUUAAAUUAUGGAAAGCUGAAAUUGGCAUUGGGAUAGGCUGCCACCAUAUGUAACAAACCACAGCAACGGCUUUUGAAUCAGAAAGUUGCUUUAACCA